Messenger RNA from Camelina sativa (false flax), 1589 nucleotides. The record is from RefSeq and is a predicted model, not a curated record. NCBI's taxonomy places the organism in Eukaryota, Viridiplantae, Streptophyta, Magnoliopsida, Brassicales, Brassicaceae.
UCCCACGAAAUCGUCUUGUUUUGGCCUCUCGAUAAAGAAAAGACUAAAUAAAUAUAAGCCGUCCACUUUCCCCGAGAAGAUUUAAUUAAUCCAAAGCGCUGUGACCAGUCCAAACGUAACAGCCAUUCUUAGUCAUACACCUGUAAGUUUGUCAUAGUUUCUCGUGUGACGGGUCGUUAAGUUAUCAAAUAAUAUAAACUAACGUCGGACCUCCGUCAGAAAAAAAAUUAUUUUUUGUUCUCAGCCGACCGACCGACUCAGAAAAAUUCAAUGAAGCAUUAGAAGAAGAUAAAAAGACUUUUCCUGUGAAUUCUUCAUCUCCGGCAACUUAAAACGUGUCUAGCAAAAUGAGCCGACCACAAGAUCUACCACGACGUUUUUUCCCAUUUGGAAAUCCCUUUCGGAUGUUAUCACCAAAGGGCUCAGAUUUAUCCCCAUGGCUGCUUUCUCUAUUGAGCGACUUUGAGCUACUUUUGGAAGAGAGACUAAAGAAACUUAUGCCUAAGAAUAAAGAUGAUAUCCUCACUUUAUCCUGGAUGAAGCUAGCUAUGGACUCACUCUGCGAGACUCAUAACAACAUAAACACUCUCAUCACUGAGCUCCAGCUUCCUGUCUCUGAUUGGGAAGAGAAAUGGGUUGAUGUUUACCUCAACAUCAGUGUUAAGCUGCUAGAUCUCUGCAAUGCCUUUAGCUCAGAGCUCACACGUCUCAACCAAGGAGAUCUCUUCCUCAAGUGUGUUCUGCACAAUUUACAGUCGGAUUCCGGAGAGAAAUAUCUUCAGGCUCGAUCUUCGCUUGAUAGCUGGAGGCAACAUGUUAAUGCAAACAACCCUAGAAUUGAAAACUGCCGUGCAGUUCUUGACAGUCUUGUUAAAUCUCUGAGUCUGCCUAAAGUCAAGAACUCGCCUAAAGGAAAAGUUCUUAUGCGAGCUUUUUAUGGUGUGAAGGUUCAAACGGUUUAUAUCUGCAGUGUAUUUACCGCGGCCUGGUCUGACUCCACCAAGGAUCUUUUUGAUUUACCUGUCUCUGAAAAGCCUUCGUGGUCAAAGGUCUUUACCGAAAUGCGGAGUGUUGUAAAUGAUGAGAUCAGAGACAUGUUAUCUUCUGGUAGAACCACGAUUCUCAAAGAGCUGGAGAGCGUUGAUGCUAGUGUCGAGAAGCUAUACCCGAUGAUCCAAGAUGGUGUUGAUCCUGUCGAAGAUGAAUGCUUCAGAGAUUAUGUUAUGGAAUUGGGGACACAAGCUGAGAAAUUGUCUCAAGGGUUGGAUCAGUUAUUGGAGGAAGUUGAUAGUUUCUUUAAACUGACUUUGAGCGGGCGCGAUGUGUUGCUCUGUAAUCUUAGGUCAAGUGACUCAAUCUCUGGCGAUGCAGUUGGAGAAGAUGUAGACUAAUACAGUUAGGUAAACAAAUAAGUUUUAACCCCUACUAAAGGCAGCUUUAGGUCAAUGAAAAGUGUUUUCUAUUUUUGUUUGUUCGAGUCCAUCUGUUAAGCUUGUCUCUUCGAUUUGUGUUGGUCGUGUCUGUAUGACUGUAUUGAAAUCAUUCUGCAGUAUAAUAUAAAUAUAAUACACCUGUUUGGCUUGAAAAAA